Messenger RNA from Glycine soja, 1925 nucleotides. Its product is annotated as 3-phosphoshikimate 1-carboxyvinyltransferase 2. Bases 158 to 1735 code for a protein of 525 amino acids. The transcript has 8 exons. The record is from RefSeq and is a predicted model, not a curated record. Gene Ontology annotation, biological process: aromatic amino acid biosynthetic process; chorismate biosynthetic process. Gene Ontology annotation, molecular function: 3-phosphoshikimate 1-carboxyvinyltransferase activity. NCBI's taxonomy places the organism in Eukaryota, Viridiplantae, Streptophyta, Magnoliopsida, Fabales, Fabaceae.
ACCAACCCCCAUAACCAUUUCUCACAAUACCCUUCAUUUACACAUUAUCAUCACCAAAAAUAAAUAAAAAAAACCUCUCAUUUCAGAGAGAGAGAGAGAGACUUCACAGACCAAAGUGCAGAGAACAACAAAGUUCACAACUUUAAGGAAAAUUGAAAUGGCCCAAGUGAGCAGAGUGCACAAUCUUGCUCAAAGCACUCAAAUUUUUGGCCAUUCUUCCAACUCCAACAAACUCAAAUCGGUGAAUUCGGUUUCAUUGAGGCCACGCCUUUGGGGGGCCUCAAAAUCUCGCAUCCCGAUGCAUAAAAAUGGAAGCUUUAUGGGAAAUUUUAAUGUGGGGAAGGGAAAUUCCGGCGUGUUUAAGGUUUCUGCAUCGGUCGCCGCCGCAGAGAAGCCGUCAACGUCGCCGGAGAUCGUGUUGGAACCCAUCAAAGACUUCUCGGGUACCAUCACAUUGCCAGGGUCCAAGUCUCUGUCCAAUCGAAUUUUGCUUCUUGCUGCUCUCUCUGAGGGAACAACUGUUGUAGACAACUUGUUGUAUAGUGAGGAUAUUCAUUACAUGCUUGGUGCAUUAAGGACCCUUGGACUGCGUGUGGAAGAUGACAAAACAACCAAACAAGCAAUUGUUGAAGGCUGUGGGGGAUUGUUUCCCACUAGUAAGGAAUCUAAAGAUGAAAUCAAUUUAUUCCUUGGAAAUGCUGGUACUGCAAUGCGUCCUUUGACAGCAGCUGUGGUUGCUGCAGGUGGAAAUGCAAGCUACGUACUUGAUGGGGUGCCCCGAAUGAGAGAGAGGCCAAUUGGGGAUUUGGUUGCUGGUCUUAAGCAACUUGGUGCAGAUGUUGAUUGCUUUCUUGGCACAAACUGUCCACCUGUUCGUGUAAAUGGGAAGGGAGGACUUCCUGGCGGAAAGGUGAAACUGUCUGGAUCAGUUAGCAGUCAAUACUUGACUGCUUUGCUUAUGGCAGCUCCUUUAGCUCUUGGUGAUGUGGAAAUUGAGAUUGUUGAUAAACUGAUUUCUGUUCCAUAUGUUGAAAUGACUCUGAAGUUGAUGGAGCGUUUUGGAGUUUCUGUGGAACACAGUGGUAAUUGGGAUAGGUUCUUGGUCCAUGGAGGUCAAAAGUACAAGUCUCCUGGCAAUGCUUUUGUUGAAGGUGAUGCUUCAAGUGCCAGUUAUUUACUAGCUGGUGCAGCAAUUACUGGUGGGACUAUCACUGUUAAUGGCUGUGGCACAAGCAGUUUACAGGGAGAUGUAAAAUUUGCUGAAGUUCUUGAAAAGAUGGGAGCUAAGGUUACAUGGUCAGAGAACAGUGUCACUGUUUCUGGACCACCACGAGAUUUUUCUGGUCGAAAAGUCUUGCGAGGCAUUGAUGUCAAUAUGAACAAGAUGCCAGAUGUUGCCAUGACACUUGCUGUUGUUGCACUAUUUGCUAAUGGUCCCACUGCUAUAAGAGAUGUGGCAAGUUGGAGAGUUAAAGAGACUGAGAGGAUGAUAGCAAUCUGCACAGAACUCAGAAAGCUAGGAGCAACAGUUGAAGAAGGUCCUGAUUACUGUGUGAUUACUCCACCUGAGAAAUUGAAUGUCACAGCUAUAGACACAUAUGAUGACCACAGAAUGGCCAUGGCAUUCUCUCUUGCUGCUUGUGGGGAUGUUCCAGUAACCAUCAAGGAUCCUGGUUGCACCAGGAAGACAUUUCCUGACUACUUUGAAGUCCUUGAGAGGUUAACAAAGCACUAAGCAUUUUGUACAUUGAGUAGGGAAGAGAGAGAGAUAUAUAUAAAUACUCACAAAGCAGUGAGUAUAUGGCUUGCUUUUGUUUCUAAACAUUCCUUUAUAAGGACUUGAGAUAAUUUGUAUUGUUUAAAAGAGCCAUUGGUUCUGUUGUAUCAAAGUAAUUUAAUUUUCAGUACCGACUUGGCUCUACUCA